Messenger RNA from Sitodiplosis mosellana (orange wheat blossom midge), 3960 nucleotides. It is a transcript of the gene Su(var)3-3, whose product is annotated as possible lysine-specific histone demethylase 1. NCBI's taxonomy places the organism in Eukaryota, Metazoa, Arthropoda, Insecta, Diptera, Cecidomyiidae. Gene Ontology annotation, cellular component: nucleus. The transcript has 6 exons. The coding region runs from base 696 to 3251 and encodes 851 amino acids. Gene Ontology annotation, molecular function: flavin adenine dinucleotide binding; protein binding; oxidoreductase activity. Gene Ontology annotation, biological process: regulation of DNA-templated transcription. The record is from RefSeq and is a predicted model, not a curated record.
ACAUUAUGAAGGAAUGUGCGAUAAAUAUGCCGAUAUCGAUUGGGCUAGAAAAGAAUUCACCUUUGAAACCAAGUUUCGACCGUUUGCUGCGUCAAGUGAUGGAAGCUGGCCUAGUUAGCAAAUGGUUGUCUGAUUCCAUACAAAGAUUUGAGGCAAGCAUCGAAGAGCCACCACAAGAAGCCUUGAUGGACUUGAAAAAAUUGUACGGUGUUCUAUUUGCUAUGCUCAUCGGUUACAGUGUUGCCUUAUUGACAUUGAUUAGUGAAAAUUUGUACUGGAGAUUUGUGACAAAACGAAAUCCUCUGUACGAUAAGUAUGAUGCAAUGAAAUUCUAUAGUCAAUAGUGUCAAAAGAGAGUAGAAAUAUUCCUAAAAAAAAAAACAACUUCCAGUGUUCAAAUAGCAAACAAUUAUUUUCAUUUUCAUUAAACGCAUCCAUACGAUUGUACGAAACAAACAAACAAAAAAUAAACGUCUCACGCACUCGUCGCAUGGCGGCGCUGUCACACAUCAAGGCACAACUGUCAAAUUGCGGGGAAAAUAUAAACAAUUUACAUGCAAAACAAGACGAAACCCCAAAACAAUUAAAAUAGAUUUACAAUUUUAGUGUCUUAAACCGAAAAAAAGUGAUUUUAGUCAUUCGAACGUUCGUAGUUGUUGAAAAGUUGUUUGAACAACGUUUUGUGACGUUAUAAAAUGGGCGCACCGGCCGCAAAUGUUCAGAAAGAAAUCGAAUGUGUGCUGAUUAGCGAUGAGGAGGAUGAUGAUGUGCCUGAGAAGACGGUGUCUAUAAAAUCGGGUUCGUACAGUUCAAACGACAAUAAAGUAGCCGUUGACGAACAAUCGUCCAAUUUUUUGUUGGACGAUGGCGAUGGACGACGCGUGAGCCGGCGUGUUCGCAAGAAUAAAAAUGAAAAUGAUGAUGUCAAAAAUAUCGAUCAAUCGCGGAGUGGACGCAGUAAUGGCAAUGACCACACCAAUGACACAUACAAAAACAGUCCGAACUCAUCGACCGCAAAUACAAAUGCCGACAAGAAAUACGGUAGCGGCGAAAAUCGAGCCGAAACACGAUCUAGAAAACGAGAACGAUCACCCAGCCCGACUCCAGUUGAUAAUAAAGACAAUGAUCCGAUUCAAUUCAAAGAGAUUUUGGCUGGACUGGAGGGGGCCGCAUUUCAAUCGAGGUUACCAUUUGAAAAAAUGACAUCGGGUGAAGCGUCCAGUUUUCCAGAUAUCACCAAAAAUGGCCUGGCCACACAACGAGUAUUCCUGAAUAUUCGAAAUCGAAUACUGCAAAUGUGGAUUGAGGACCCCAAAAUUCAACUUACAUUUGAAAAUGCACUGAAAAAGAUGGAAAAGCCAUUUGACAGUGAUCCCAGCUUGGUGCGAAAAAUUCACGAGUUUUUAGAACGCCAUGGUUUCAUUAAUUACGGCAUUUUCAGGCGGCUAAAGCCAAUUCCAACCAAGAAACUGGGCAAGGUCAUUGUUAUUGGCGCUGGAAUUUCAGGUUUGGCUGCCGCUCAGCAACUGCAGCAAUUCGGCAUGGAUGUGAUUGUCUUGGAGGCUCGUGAUAGAGUUGGUGGCCGAAUUGCAACAUUUCGAAAGAAUAAUUACUACGCUGACAUGGGUGCAAUGGUGGUGACAGGCAUUUAUGGUAAUCCGUUGACAACGAUUAGUCGGCAAACCGACAUGAAAAUGGUACCAAUCAAGCAGUCAUGUCGUUUGUACGGUCCGGAUGGCAAAUCAAUAAGCAGCUUAAAAGAUGAAAUGGUUGAACGAGAAUUUAAUCGACUGCUCGAGUCAACCAGCUACCUAUCGCAUCAGCUUGAUUUCAACUAUGCUGGAAACACACCGGUUUCACUUGGUCAAGCACUCGAAUGGAUAAUCAAACUACAGGAAAAACAUGUGAAAGAGAAGCAAGUGAAUAAUUUGAACAGUAUCAUUGCCAUACAACAGAAAAUCAUCGAAAACGAACAAGCCAUUUCGAAUCAGAUGGAAACGGUGCAAGAGUUGAAAAAACUCUAUGAGCAACUAGUUGAAACGCGUCCCACACGAACCAAUGAAAAUAGCACUACAUACUUGGAGCAUGAGUUCAAAGUGCGCAGUACAUUACGAGAUUGGAGCCUGGCUCACAAAGAGCUGGAAAAUUUGCAGGCAACUAAAGAGACUCUCGAAUCAAACCUCAAAGAAUUGGAGCUAAACCCACCGAGCGACGUGUACUUAUCGUCCAGUGAUCGUCAAAUACUGGAUUGGCAUUUCGCUAAUCUGGAAUUUGCUAAUGCAACACCUCUUCAGAACUUAUCACUCAAGCACUGGGAUCAGGAUGACGAUUAUGAAUUCAUUGGAAGCCAUACGACUGUACGGAACGGAUACUCAUGUGUACCAAUCGCAUUGACUGAUGGCCUUGACAUUCGCGUCAAUACGGCGGUGAAGAAAAUUAAGUAUUUCGAAGGUGGUGUUGAAGUGACGGCCGAAAAUCUGAAAACAAACAACGCCACUGUGACAUACAAGGCCGAUUUGGUGUUGUGCACUUUAACGCUUGGUAUUCUAAAGCUUGCCAUUUCACCACUGUCCACAAACCAAGAGAAUACGGUCCAAUUUCACCCACCACUGCCCGACUGGAAGCAAAGUGCGAUACGACGUUUAGGUUUUGGCAAUCUAAACAAAGUGAUUUUAUGCUUUGAUCGCAUCUUCUGGGAUGCAAACACAAAUCUGUUUGGCCAUGUUGGCAGCACGACAGCGAGUCGUGGUGAGUUGUUCCUGUUUUGGAGCAUAUCUCAAUCACCGGUUUUGUUGGCGUUGGUUGCUGGUCAAGCCGCUGCCAUUAUGGAAACUGUGUCGGAUGAUGUGAUUGUCGGCCGAUGCAUUGCCGUCCUCAAAGGGAUUUUUGGCGUGACCGCUGUACCGCAACCGAAAGAAACGGUCGUUACACGAUGGCGAGCCGAUCCAUGGGCACGUGGAUCGUACAGCUUCGUCUCGGUCGGUUCAUCUGGAAGUGAUUAUGAUCUCCUUGCCGCACCCGUUUCACCAUACGAUGAAAAUAGCCCAAGUGAACCCAACCAAAAUGAGAUGCCACGACUUUUUUUCGCCGGUGAACACACCAUUCGAAAUUACCCAGCGACUGUUCAUGGUGCUUUCUUGAGCGGUUUACGUGAGGCUGGCCGUAUUGCCGAUUACUUUUUGGGUCUCCCGACGAGUGUGCCAUCGAAUGAUGUCCUGAAUAAUCAUCAGCAAGCAACUAAAAAAAGUUAAAUGGAUUGAUACCGAAUAUUUGGAGCACAUAUUUUUAGCAUUUAAAUUGAAAGUCGUACGAAAAAGUGCAUUUAAAUCAGAACUGUUUUUUUUUUACUUUUUGCAAUAAAAGUGGACUCAUCAUUUUUUUUUUCUACUACCGUCUCAGAUAGUGUUCGUCGCACAAUAGUUUCUUUUCAUAUUUUGCACCGAUUGGAUUUUUCGAAGCAUAUUUCCAAACACUCAUCUUCGAAACAUUGAAUCAGAAUGUUAUCACCACAAAUCAUAUUAAAGAGUAGUUGAACAAUGUAAACACAAGAAAUAUGAACGUCUGAAAAUCGUCAAGAAUUUACCUUAAGAUGAAAACUUACCAUUAAUAAAAAUUGUAACAAAGCAAAGCAUCAUCAUAGCAACCAGUUUGAGGUAGUCUACAUGUACCGGAAUUUUCUUGAAUCAACUAUAUACGUGUUUUUUUAGAACAAAAUAAUGAUGUUACACAUUUGAAAAAAAACGAAGUCAAGGGUUAUAUGCCUAUAUUGUCUAUUGUGUAGUGUUUUCAAAGAAAUGCACAUUUUUUCUGAACAAACAAAAAUCAUUACCAUUCACAUAAGAACUUUUUUUUAGAUGUUUAUGUAGUUUUCUGGAAUCUCUUCGGAAGAAUCUUAAUAGCAACCAAAUAAAAGAUGAGAGCAAACAAAAUACAAAAAGUGUAUGAAAAAUGGAUUAACAA